This is a messenger RNA of Protopolystoma xenopodis, 357 nucleotides long. NCBI's taxonomy places the organism in Eukaryota, Metazoa, Platyhelminthes, Monogenea, Polystomatidea, Polystomatidae. The record is from the annotation of a GenBank genome assembly.
AUGCAAAAUCAGCUCACGCAUCAGAGAAUUGGCGGGCACUUUGGACGAACUCGUCUUCGUCUCGGAGAAGAACGCCAUUUGAGACGAGCGUACGCUGCCAAAGAACCAAUUUUGGUACAUCAGUCAAAACAACUUCUCAAGACGGUGAACUCUACCACCUCUGCCUGCGACCAGCUCCUAUCCAAGACAGAAUGCCUUGAUGAACUUGCUUACAUCACUAAGGAGAACCUGCUUGCGUUGGCCGUGGAUUGGCUUCCCAAGAUAGUGAAUAAAUCUAUUCAAGACGCUCAUUGUCUCGAUGAUCUGAUCCAGGCUCAAUGUGAUAUACAUAAACGAAAUGGUGAUGAGAUGGGUUGA